CAACUCUCGCGAGCUUUGUCAGUAACAGUUGAUUGUAAUGUCAGUGCAGUCCAAUUUACAGGCUGGAGCAGCAGCUGCAUACUGCAUUUCCCUGAAGUAUUACAUGAUUUCCACUCCUUGAAAACUUUAUCAUCUUUGUUGCAGUGGGUCAGAAACCAGUAUGGAGAGCAAAGUUCCAAUCAUAUGCACCCAAUGUCUUUUGAGGUUUCUUUUGCUCUGGGUGCUUAUUGGGAAGUCAGACACUGAAGAAGACAUUGUCAUUACAACCAAGAAUGGUAAAGUCAGAGGGAUGAACUUGCCAGUUCUUGGUGGCACAGUAAUAGCCUUUCUUGGAAUUCCCUAUGCACAGCCACCUCUUGGUAGACUUCGUUUCAAAAAACCACAAUCCUUAAGCAAGUGGUCCAAUAUUUGGAACGCCACAAAAUAUGCAAAUUCUUGCUAUCAGAACACAGAUCAAAGUUUUCCAGGCUUCCUUGGAUCAGAGAUGUGGAAUCCAAAUACCGACCUCAGUGAAGACUGUUUAUAUCUGAAUGUGUGGAUUCCAGCACCUAAACCAAAAAACGCUACUGUAAUGAUAUGGAUCUAUGGUGGUGGUUUUCAAACUGGAACAGCAUCUUUACAUGUUUAUGAUGGCAAGUUUCUGGCACGAGUUGAAAGAGUUAUUGUAGUUUCAAUGAACUAUAGGGUGGGUGCCCUAGGAUUCUUAGCUUUACCAGGAAAUCCGGAGGCACCAGGGAACGUGGGCUUGUUUGACCAACAGUUGGCACUUCAGUGGGUCCAAAAAAAUAUAGCAGCCUUCGGUGGAAAUCCUAAAAGUGUAACUCUCUUUGGAGAAAGUGCAGGAGCAGUUUCAGUUAGCCUUCAUUUACUUUCUCCUCGAAGCCACCCAUUGUUUACUAGAGCCAUUCUGCAAAGUGGAUCUUCUAAUGCUCCUUGGGCAGUAACAUCUCUUUAUGAAGCUAGGAAUAGAACAUUGACCUUAGCUAAAUGUGUUGGUUGCUCUAGAGAAAAUGAGAUUGAGAUCAUCAAAUGCCUUCAAAGUAAAGAUCCCCAGGAAAUUCUUCAGAAUGAAGUAGUUGUUGUCCCUUAUGAGACUCUUCUGUCAGUAAACUUUGGUCCAAUUGUGGAUGGCGAUUUUCUCCCUGACACACCGGACACACUACUCCAACUUGGACAGUUCAAAAAAACCCAGAUCUUGGUGGGUGUUAAUAAAGAUGAAGGGACAGCCUUUUUAGUAUAUGGCGCUCCUGGUUUCAGCAAAGAUAACAACAGUAUCAUAACUAGAAAAGAAUUUCAGGAAGGUUUAAAAAUAUUUUUUCCAGGAGUGAGUGACUUUGGAAGGGAAUCGAUCCUUUUCCAUUACAUGGAUUGGUCCGAUGAUCAGAGAGUUGAGAAUUACCGUGAGGCCCUGGAUGAUGUUGUCGGGGAUUACAAUAUCAUAUGCCCUGCCUUGGAGUUCACAAAAAAGUUCUCAGAUUUGGGAAAUGCCUUUUUCUACUAUUUUGAACACCGAUCCUCCAAACUUCCUUGGCCAGAAUGGAUGGGAGUGAUGCAUGGUUAUGAAAUUGAAUUUGUCUUUGGUUUACCUUUGGAAAGAAGAGUAAAUUACACAAAAGCUGAAGAAAUUUUGAGUAGAUCCCUAAUGAAACGCUGGGCAAAUUUUGCAAAAUAUGGAAAUCCAAAUGGGACCCAGAAUAGUAAUACAAGAUGGCCUGUCUUCAAAAGCACUGAACAAAAAUAUUUAACCUUGAAUACGGAGUCACCAAAAGUAUACACUAAGCUACGUGCUCAACAAUGCCGAUUCUGGACACUAUUUUUUCCCAAAGUCUUGGAAAUGACAGGAAAUAUUGAUGAAGCAGAACAAGAAUGGAAAGCAGGAUUCCAUCGCUGGAACAAUUACAUGAUGGACUGGAAAAAUCAAUUUAACGAUUACACUAGCAAGAAAGAAAGCUGUGCAGGUCUCUAAUUAAUAGAUUUACCCUUUAUAUAAUGUUCGCUUUUCUGUAGAUCAAGGCAAAAAUAUCAGUAGCUCUCUUAUACACCUAGUACGAAAGUUAUUAUAUAGUUGAACAAAAAUGCCGAAGGAUAAUAUCGAUUUCUCACAUCUUUCAUUUAGCAUUGUACCUAGCAUUUCAAAACCCAAAUGGCCAGAACAUGUUAAAUUAAAUUUCACAAUAUAAAGUUUGGCAAUUAUAUGCAUAUUAAAA
Messenger RNA from Rhinolophus ferrumequinum (greater horseshoe bat), 2207 nucleotides. RefSeq names its product butyrylcholinesterase (gene BCHE). Gene Ontology annotation, molecular function: acetylcholinesterase activity. Bases 161 to 1966 code for a protein of 601 amino acids. Gene Ontology annotation, cellular component: plasma membrane. The transcript has 4 exons. Gene Ontology annotation, biological process: choline metabolic process; acetylcholine catabolic process. NCBI's taxonomy places the organism in Eukaryota, Metazoa, Chordata, Mammalia, Chiroptera, Rhinolophidae. The record is from RefSeq and is a predicted model, not a curated record.